Ramularia collo-cygni is the source of this 780-nucleotide messenger RNA. RefSeq lists its product as uncharacterized. Lineage: Eukaryota; Fungi; Ascomycota; Dothideomycetes; Mycosphaerellales; Mycosphaerellaceae. Bases 1 to 780 code for a protein of 259 amino acids. The transcript has 3 exons. The record is from RefSeq and is a predicted model, not a curated record.
AUGAGAUUACAUCGACAACAAAAUUCACACAUCUCCACCAUGAAUCAGCCAAUGUCCAAGAGGAGACGCCUCGAGAGAGACCAGAGACACCGUGAAGAACGUGUCGCUGCCGCUGCCAAGGAAAACAGUGGCACGACUGGCCAGCAGAACGGCAUGCAGAAGGACGAGAAUCACGGCAAUGCCGAAGUCAAGGAGGAGAGCAAGGAGCAGCGGAGCCGCGAGGACGUCAUGAAAUCUGUCAAGUCGAUUAUGGCCAGGAUGUACCUCAUGCGCGACGAUGAGGGCUCCCUCGCCGAGGAAGUGGAGAAAUUCAAGGCUGCGGAGGAAGCGUGCAUCGUCGCCAAGAAGACAAUCGAUGCGGUCGAGACCUCAAACGAAGCAUACCGCGAGGGCUACGACGGCAACGGAUGCCGGACUACCUUCCAUGACCCACUCGAGUCUGUGAAAGUCCGCAAGCUGGCGCAGACCGCCAUCGACGGUGUCACACUGAUGUAUGCAUCACCGUUUUCCAACAACGGCAUGGCGCCAUCCACACUCUACAACAUGGCCGUCACACAGGCAGACAACACCCAGUACCUUGCAGCGAAGAAGCAGUUCGCCUGGGAGUCUAUCGACACGCGCGGUCAUCUCGAUAAGCUCAUGCAGCAUGAGAAGAACCGCGGCGGGAUGGUAGGGCUCGUGCGCGAGCUCAAGCUUGCUGUGCCGGCGAUGAGCGAGGAGGACAUGGCACGCGAGGUUCGGCUCAUGCAGGAAAAGUACAAGAAUAUCAAGCCGGAGUAG